Messenger RNA from Phyllotreta striolata, 1407 nucleotides. The record is from the annotation of a GenBank genome assembly. Lineage: Eukaryota; Metazoa; Arthropoda; Insecta; Coleoptera; Chrysomelidae.
GGUUGUAAGAGAGAUGAUGAAGCCGAAGGUAAUUCGUGCGGCGCCCAACAAACCACCCGUCCAUACAAGAACGUUUUAGAUGCUCAACGUUGCGGUUUGCCAUGGACUACGAUUUCUUCUGAACAGUUUGUUUAUUCCUACCCCCAAAGCCAAUUCCGCCUGUUAGCGGGGCUAGAAAUAAUCAAGGCAGAAGAUGGAACUAGAAUGAUAUUAGAGCCCAAGUUCGUCGAUUAUGGCAGCAUACAUCCAACUUCGACAGAUGUCUCCCACCAAAUACAACAACACAACGCCCAUGGAGUAUUGAAUCCUCGCACCUCCACCCUCUUACCGAUCGACGACGAGCCGGCUAAUACAUCUCACGAAAGCAAAAUGACUCAAGGAGAUCUGUAUCAAAGACAACCGUUACUGCCUAACCCGAAUAAGGGGGAUAAAUGGGGACACGCAGCGCACAGUACUUCGGCGAAUGAAUAUUACGAGGAGGAAGAAGAUAUUGUACCGAAAAGUAACGACAGAAACGGGCAUAUAUCGAUAGAUUUGCCGCCUCCUGUGAGGGAGGAACCGAGAUUCCCUCAAGAACGAUGUAAAACUCUGUUAGCCGCAAUUAUAAUGUUCUUUAGUUUCGUUCUAACGCUAACUUCGUUGAGUUUGGUGCACGAGCGCGUGCCCGACAAAGAGGUCUACGGGCCUCUUCCCGAUGUGUUCCUGGACAAUGUACCUGCUUACGACUGGGCUUUAGAUGUAUCAGAAUAUGUAAUUAUUUUUUGUGUAAAUACCAGUAUGAUAGCUAUGAUAUUUCACAAACAUAGAUUUAUUGUAUUUAGAAGAAUAUUUUUGUUAAUGUCGUUGUUAUACUUGUACCGAGCCAUUACCAUGUAUGUAACCGUUUUGCCUAUGUCUAACGUACAUUAUGCGUGUUCACCGAAAUCAAACGAAACCUCGCCGUUAAUGAUAGUCAAAAGAGUGGUGAAACUCAUGUCCGGCAUGGGAUUGUCCGUUAACGGUCAACACGUCUACUGCGGCGAUUUCAUCUUCAGCGGACACACCGUCAUUUUAACGUUUACUUACCUCCUUAUAUCUGAAUAUACUCCAAAGAAAUUAUAUUUAAUACAUUGGUUGUACUGGAUUUUAUCCUGUUUGGGUGUGAUAAUGCUUGAACUGUCUCACGGCCAUUAUAGCAUAGAUGUGAUUAUCGCCUAUUUCGUUACCACGAGGACGUUUUGGACCUAUCACACGUUAGCGAAUAAUAGUAGUUUAAAGCAACAUUCUCCGAAUAAUCUGCUGGGUCGCGAAUGGUGGUUCAGUUUGUUUUUGUAUUUCGAAGGUAACGUCGGCGGACCGUUACCGAGACAAUUUAAUUGGCCGUUUCCUUGGCCUCGAAGAUGGCACUUGAAGAGUCGAGCCAGUUAG